UUCUGGUUUGGUUUCUUUUUUUUCUGGUCUUGGGUUCUUCCUCUUUCUCAUUGUCUACCACCCAUCCGUAUCCUUCCUCCUUCCUUUUCCACAACAUCUCCUACACAAAAAAUAAGGACCCAUCAUGACUGUCCAGGCCAAGUACCCCGACCCUGUCCGAGCCCUUCAAGACCUCGAGGCCGCCGGAACCAAGAAUCGUCGUGAUGGUCUUUCCGCCGAGGAACUUAUGGACUCGAUUACACAGGGUGGUUUGACCUACAAUGACUUUUUGAUUCUCCCAGGCUACAUCAAUUUCCAGGCCAAUGCCGUCCAGCUCGAGUCGAGAAUUACGAGGCGCAUUACUCUCAAGACGCCUUUCCUCUCGUCACCCAUGGACACCGUCACAGAGACUGACAUGGCCAUUGCCAUGGCUUUGCUUGGUGGUCUAGGUAUCAUCCAUCACAAUUGCACUCCGGAGCAGCAGGCAGAAAUGGUUCGCAAGGUCAAGAAGUUCGAGAACGGCUUUAUCACUGAUCCUGUCUGUUUGUCUGAGAAUCACACUGUUGCUGAUGUACUUACCAUUAAGGAGAAGUACGGCUUCUGUGGUAUCCCUAUUACCGAGAAUGGAAAGCUUGGUUCCAAACUUGUUGGUAUUGUCACCGCCCGUGAUGUUCAGUUUGUUAGUGAUCAUACCACUCUUCUCAAGGACUGCAUGACUACUGAUCUGGUCAUUGCUCAGGAAGGUGUUACUCUCGAGGAGGCUAACCAUAUUUUGCGCGAGUCCAAGAAGGGCAAGCUCCCUGUCGUCAACAGCAAGGGUGAGCUCUGCUCUCUCCUUGCUCGUUCCGAUCUACUCAAGAACCAGAACUACCCUCUGGCUAGCAAGGCAGCUCAUUCGAAGCAGUUGCUCUGUGGCGCCGCCAUCGGCACUCGUCCUGAUGACCGCGACCGUCUUGCUCUUUUAGUCGCUGCUGGGUUGGAUGUUGUUGUCUUGGAUUCAUCGCAGGGCAAUUCUUCCUUCCAAAUCGAGAUGGUCAAGUGGAUCAAGGCUACUUAUCCUGAUCUUGACGUUAUUGCUGGAAAUGUCGUUGUUUGGGAGCAGGCUGCCCGCCUUAUCGCUGCUGGCGCUGAUGGUCUUCGCGUCGGAAUGGGCUCCGGCUCAAUCUGCAUUACUCAGGAGGUCAUGGCUUGCGGUCGUCCUCAAGGUACUGCCGUCUACAAGGUUGCUCAAUAUGCUUCCAAGUAUGGUAUUCCUGUCAUUGCAGAUGGUGGUAUUGGAAAUAUUGGUCACAUUACCAAGGCCUUAGCUCUCGGAGCAUCGGGUGUGAUGAUGGGAGGUCUUUUGGCCGGUACAACUGAGUCUCCCGGCGAGUACUUUUACUUGGAUGGCCAGCGUCUCAAGAAGUACCGUGGAAUGGGAUCGCUCGAUGCGAUGGAGAAGGCCGGUGAUGGCGGCAACGGCUCAACCAAGCGUUACUAUUCCGAGGCUGACUCUGUGAAGGUUGCUCAGGGUGUCUCUGGCUCGGUUGUGGACAAGGGCUCGAUCAAGAAAUUUGUUCCUUAUCUCUAUACUGGUCUUCAGCACUCUCUCCAGGACAUUGGUGUUGACAGUAUUGAUACUCUUAAGGAGGGAAUGCGUCAGGGCACAGUUCGUUUUGAGCGCCGCACAGCUGCUGCUCAAGCAGAGGGUGGUGUUCACUCCUUGCACAGCUACACUAAGCGUCUCUUCUCAUAGAAGAAGAAAAAAAAAUAGGAGAAGAUGGUGGUAGAAUGCAAGAUUGCUCUCUUUUUUAUCUCAUUGUAGUCUAUCUGACUUGCUUCACUUCAUUUUCGCGGGUAUUAAUAUAAUUUCUUUUUCCAUUCUCAUUGUAUAAAACAUCCAUUCUUAAUAAAAAUCAUUAAGGC
Molecule: messenger RNA, 1884 nt
Organism: Lobosporangium transversale
Lineage: Eukaryota; Fungi; Mortierellomycota; Mortierellomycetes; Mortierellales; Mortierellaceae
Exons: 2
Coding region: 125-1714 (529 amino acids)
Biological process (GO): GTP biosynthetic process
Cellular component (GO): cytoplasm
Molecular function (GO): IMP dehydrogenase activity
Source: RefSeq, a predicted model, not a curated record